This is a messenger RNA of Brassica napus (rape), 2119 nucleotides long. RefSeq names its product F-box protein CPR1. The record is from RefSeq and is a predicted model, not a curated record. Gene Ontology annotation, molecular function: protein binding. Lineage: Eukaryota; Viridiplantae; Streptophyta; Magnoliopsida; Brassicales; Brassicaceae. The transcript is spliced from 3 exons. Bases 655 to 1896 code for a protein of 413 amino acids.
GGCUUCCAGACAAGAGGAGACUUUACUCACGGCCGAAUAUAAUCAACAAGUAAAGAUUUAUAACCCUUAGUUAGAAAGAAGAAGCAAACCGAUAAGGUAAGAAGAUCCAAUCAGAUCGCAGGUAUGAUUGCCAUCUGGACAAGGUUUUUAGAAGGCAUGAUUAGGAUGCAGAAAGAUGGAAACAAAAAAAUAAAACCGAACACUAGUCGGAGGUAAAACCAAACGAGUCGGACAUAUAAUCCAAUAAAACGAAAUCUACAAGAUCGGAUUAAAGACCAAAAAACAAAAGAAAGACUUGGGUGGCGACCGAUGGUUAAGAAAACCGGCGGUCACCAGAUCAGAAAUUUCUGUAGAGUUGAAACUCGAGAGAAGUUAGAGCUUACACUUUGUUUUUAUUUUAUUUUCGGAUUUAAAUUAAUAAAAAUUUACAAUAGAAUCAAAGAAAGAAAGAAGGCAAAAGUGAUAUUGUUUUGCCCGGUAUGUCAGCCUUUUGAUUCGAAACAUUAUCAUCGACACAUGUAGUAGACCUCACGGACGCUCUCCUCCAACCACUCAAUACACACUUUUUUCCUUGCUUCCUCACCAAACUUCCCCGAGUAAAAGUCUCAAAUAUCCAGCUGCGCAAACCCUAGCUUCCAAUCCAAAUCAUCAGACAUGACGACGGUUCCAAUGGAUAUCGUCAACGACCUCUUCCUCCGUCUCCCAGCGAAGAGCUUGGUCCGCUUCCGAGCUCUCUCCAAGCCCUGUUACCACCUAAUCAACAGCCCCGACUUCAUCUCAUCCCAUCUCAGCCGCGUCCUCCAAACCAACGACCACCUCAUGAUCCUCCUCCGAGGCGCUCUCCAUCUCUACACGGUGGAUCUCGAUUCGCUAGACACCGUCUCCGACGUCGAGCACCCGAUGAAACGCGGCGGUCCGACCGAAGUCUUCGGUUCUUGCAACGGUUUAAUCGGGUUAUCGAAUUCCCCAACCGAUUUAGCCAUCUUUAACCCGUCUACUCGUCAGAUCCACCGGCUACCUCCUUCUCCUGUAGAUCUCCCCGAGGGUUCGAGCACCCGCGGCUACGUGUUUUACGGGUUAGGGUACGAUUCUGUGAACGAUGAUUAUAAAGUUGUGAGGAUGGUUCAGUUUAAGCGUGACCCAGAUGACGAACUUGGUUGUAGUUUCCCUUACGAGGUUAAAGUUUUCAGCUUUAAGAUGAAUUCGUGGAAGAGGAUCGAAUCGGUUUUGCCUCCGAUUCAGCUCUUGUUUUACUUCUAUUACCAUUUGCUGUAUCGUCGUGGCUAUGGUGUUCUUGCUGGUAAUAGUCUUCACUGGGUGUUACCUCGAAGGCCUGGUUUGAUUGCGUUUAACAUCAUUGUGAGGUUUGAUCUCGCCUUGGAGGUUUUCGACAUUGUGAGGUUUCCGGAACCUAUUGCUAACGGUGAUGUUGAUAUUCAGAUGGAUAUAGGUGUGUUAGAUGGGUGUCUUUGUCUCAUGUGUAACUAUGAUCAAAGGUAUGUUGAUGUUUGGAUGAUGAAAGAGUAUAAUGUGAGAGGUUCUUGGUGCAAGGUUUUCACGGUUCAGAAACCUAAAAGUGUGAAAAUGUUUGCGUUUAUGAGACCUUUGGUUUAUUCCAAGGAUAGGGAUAAGGUUCUUUUGGAGAUAAAUAAUACGAAGCUGGUGUGGUUUGAUCUUGAGACUAGGAAGCUUAGUACUCUUAAGAUUAAGGAUUGUCCUAGCUCGUAUAGUGCGGAACUUGUUGUGAGUAGCCUUGUUUUGGGAUGUAAAGGAGAUCUUGAUAACAUUAAGCACAGGAAAGAACAACGAGAUAAAGAAGCUAGAGAAUCUAAAAUGUUGCAGAACAGUAAAAAGAGGGAUGAUUUCCUGUCAAAGGGAUUCAAACUGGUCUUAUAAGCAAAAGCAAGAGAACAGCCAGAGAAGGGCUGGGAGAAACCGGAAGGAAGAAUAGCUAUGUAUUGGAAGUGUACUAGGUUCUAAGAUAUGUAACUUAAUAUGUUGUUGCUUUCUGUAAAUAGAGUGAAAUCAUAAAAUCAUAGUAUGUAACCCUUUUAAAGCUUGUUACGACUUAUGGACGAUGCAUAAAUUACGAUGUGAAGAAGAUUUUAUAAACCUGUCA